Molecule: messenger RNA, 764 nt
Organism: Daktulosphaira vitifoliae (grape phylloxera)
Lineage: Eukaryota; Metazoa; Arthropoda; Insecta; Hemiptera; Phylloxeridae
Product: activating transcription factor 7-interacting protein 1-like
Exons: 3
Coding region: 148-702 (184 amino acids)
Molecular function (GO): protein binding
Source: RefSeq, a predicted model, not a curated record
AGAUUUCUGGCGAUUUUAAUACUCAAUGAAAAAAAUUACAUAAUUAUUGAUGAGCAUGCUUCAAGUAUAAUACUCUGGAAAGUGUAUAGUUUGUUUUAGCUUCCAUGCGAAGAUAUGCGGCCCGUCUAAGUUUUGCUGAAAUGACAAAUGGCCCGCAAACUUAAAAAGGUUGGUCAUGCCUGGUGCAGUGUAAAUAGAGUCACUGUAAUUGGGAGUAUUCGCCUGCACAAGUCAGUGAUCUAUGUGACUAAAUGUAUAAGUGUGUAUACACAAAUGGAAUGCCUGAGUGAUUUUGAAGAACCGUUAUUAUUUGAACACAACGCAUUCUUUCCAUCUAUGGGAAGAACAAAUCUCAGGUAUCCGCCACCGUUGCCUGUUGAAAACGAGCCUGGCCGGAAUAAUAUCCCACCAGCGCCAAUAAGUCUUACAAUAAAAAAAAAUGAAAUGUUCCUGAUGCUUCAAUGGGAGAUGGAAUUAAAAAAACGCCAUGAGGAUAUUUGUUAUUAUGAACUAUAUUAUUGGAGUAAUCUUUAUGAAAACUGUCCCUACUGGAUUCUCAUAAAUAAUAUUGCAUCAUCUACAAAUCCAAUGCAAUACUUUUUAACUGGAUACAUACCAGGAUACAAGUACUAUUUUGCUGUGAGAGCCGUUGAUAUUUAUGGCAGACGUGGCCAUUUUAUCAAACAACACAUAAGACUAUAAAUAUCAUUAUUAUUAAUACAUAUAAUGAAAUGGAUAAUUUUUCUUUCUUUUUUUGCUCAACA